AUGGUUCGGUUAUUGCUCCUUACAACUUUAACAAGUUCUGUUAUUAAACUUAGUCAUUGCACAGUUUCCGCAUCUGUCUCGAUGGCGCUAAGAAGUGUUGAUUUUGAAAUAUUUGGUAGAGUUCAAGGUGUAUUUUUCCGCAAGUACACAAAAAAUCAAGCAGACAAACUAGGAUUAAAAGGAUGGUGUAUGAACACAUCUCGAGGAACUGUGCAAGGACAGAUGCAGGGGCCAAAUGAUAAAGUGGAAUCUAUGAUGCAAUGGCUGAAAACAACUGGCAGCCCAAGUAGCAAGAUUGAUAAAGCCGACUUCAAUAAUAACAAGGAAAUUGACGACUAUACAUUUAAAAGCUUCGAUAUUCGUCGGGAUGAUUAA
Messenger RNA from Pieris macdunnoughi, 375 nucleotides. The record is from the annotation of a GenBank genome assembly. NCBI's taxonomy places the organism in Eukaryota, Metazoa, Arthropoda, Insecta, Lepidoptera, Pieridae.